AUGGCCGUCCGUCGCAUGCGCAUCAUACUCGCCGUUGUCGGUCUUUGGCUUCUCGGCUCUUGGUGGUACACAUGGGGCCCGUCUGAAGGUGUCCGACCCGCGGCCAUGCGACCUGGCAAGGCCGGCGACUUGGAUUACGGAGAAGCCUUGGAAGACAUGCGCUGGAAGAAACUGCCGACCCGCUACCCAGUCGAGACAUUAACCCCGUUGCCCACAAAGCCCCGGGCCGCACCGAUUCCGAAAGUGCAGGCCACAGAACCGCAAGAGGACGAUGCGUCCAAGAAGAAGCGGCUUAAGCGACUUGCCGCUGUCAAGGCUAGCUUCCAGCAUAGCUGGAGUGGAUACACGACCUAUGCUUGGCUGCAAGACGAGGUUACUCCCGUCACUGGCGAUUACAAGAAUCCUUUCGCCGGAUGGGCAGCGACCUUGGUUGACUCCUUGGAUACGCUAUGGAUCAUGGGCCUGGAGGACGAGUUUGCAAAAGCUGCCCAGGCAUGUGAUCAGAUUGACUUUGCAACGACGCCGGCCAAAGACAUCAAUGUUUUUGAGACCACGAUCCGGUACCUCGGUGGUUUCUUGGCGGCAUACGAGUUGAGUGGGAAGAAGUAUCCGAAUCUGCUCCACAAGGCGAAGGAGGUGGGAGAACUGCUCAUGUGCGCGUUCGACACCCCGAACCGGAUGCCCAUUUCACGAUGGGACUGGCGCAAGUAUGUCAAGGGCCAGGAGCAGACGGCGCCGCGAUCCGUUCUCGUGGCAGAAAUUGGCUCCCUCACCUUGGAAUUUUCCAAACUCUCCCAGCUGACCGGCGACCUCAAGUACCACGACGCUGCACAGAGAAUAUCGGACCAGAUGGAGCGAGGCCAAAGCAACACGUAUUUGCCUGGCAUGUGGCCUGUAGUCCUGGACGCCUCGAAGACCCCGGUCGAGUUCACGGGGGAUACGUUCACACUGGGCGGCAUGUCAGACUCUCUGUACGAGUACUUCCCAAAGCAAUAUCUGCUCCUUGGCGGCAUGCUGGAGCAACCUCGGAAGUUAUACGAGGGUUUUAUCGAUGUCGCGAAGAAGCAGUUAUUCCGUCGUGCCUUGAACCCGGAGAACUUGCCGCUGCUCUUCUCGGGCGAUGUCAGAGUGUCAAGUCCUUACGACACCCCCGAGAUCAAGAUGACGGCACGAGCCCAACACUUGACAUGUUUCGCAGGUGGCAUGGUGGGCUUAGCUGCCAAGAUCUUCAACCGGCCCGCAGAUAUGGACAUGGCCAUUCAGCUCACAGACGGCUGUGUUUGGUCCUACAAGACUACCCCCUCGGGCAUUGGCCCCGAAAUAUUCACCUUCAUUCCCUGCGAUCCCGAUACCAGCAAGGAUGACUGCAAGUGGACCGAGACACGGUGGAUGGACAGCCUGAAGAAGCACUGGCGCCCCCAUCAGGAAGGGUUCUCGGACAAACAGAUGCAGGAUAUUGUCGACGCGCGAGAGUUGCCCAAAGGCAUGCUGGAUAUCCACGACCGGAAGUACAUUCUACGACCAGAAGCAAUCGAGUCCGUCUUCCUUAUGUACAGGAUGACAGGUGAUCCGACGUGGAUGGACAAGGCCUGGGACAUGUUCACUGCCAUUGAAAAGCACACGCACACCAAGAUAGCGGCAGCGUCGCUGGACGACGUGACUAAGGAAAGGCCAUUCCAGGUCAACAGUAUGGAGAGUUUCUGGCUCGCCGAGACGCUGAAGUACUUCUAUCUAGUUUUCAGCGCUUGGGACGUGGUGGACUUGGAUAAGUGGGUGCUCAACACAGAGGCACAUCCUCUGAGACGGGCGGAUGCGGCGUUGUAA
Messenger RNA from Neoarthrinium moseri, 1824 nucleotides. RefSeq lists its product as uncharacterized. Gene Ontology annotation, molecular function: mannosyl-oligosaccharide 1,2-alpha-mannosidase activity; calcium ion binding. The transcript has a single exon. Gene Ontology annotation, cellular component: endoplasmic reticulum; Golgi membrane. The record is from RefSeq and is a predicted model, not a curated record. NCBI's taxonomy places the organism in Eukaryota, Fungi, Ascomycota, Sordariomycetes, Amphisphaeriales, Apiosporaceae. Gene Ontology annotation, biological process: carbohydrate metabolic process; N-glycan processing. The coding region runs from base 1 to 1824 and encodes 607 amino acids.